Molecule: messenger RNA, 3480 nt
Organism: Phycomyces blakesleeanus NRRL 1555(-)
Lineage: Eukaryota; Fungi; Mucoromycota; Mucoromycetes; Mucorales; Phycomycetaceae
Exons: 14
Coding region: 1-3480 (1159 amino acids)
Cellular component (GO): cilium
Source: RefSeq, a predicted model, not a curated record
AUGUCCUCUCUUUCAUUGGGAAUAGAAUUGGGUUUCUUGGGCUGGUGUCCAAACUACCCUCAAGACUUGAUUAUUCAUCUUUUGUGUGGUCCAGCUCAUAUUUCGAAAGUACAAGUCCUAUCUCAUCACUACAAAAUUGCCACAAAGAUUGACGUCUAUGUCGGUGUUCUUAAAGACUCUUCCGAGCCCCUCGAAGAGCACUUGCCCGAAUCACCCCCUCAUACAGACAGUGACACGACCGAGGGCGACAUGUUGAUUGAAUUCACUCGACUAGGCUAUGUUUGCUUGGACAAUAAUGCACGAGCUCAGUUUAGAGCGCGCGAGCUGAAAUCAAUUAAAGUCAAUGUAGACGGCGAAUACAUUCGGUUGGUUGUCGGAUUAUUGGCUCUUAAUAUCCUCGGUCAGCCCCUUCGCCAUACAGCCGCCCUACCUAGCCAUAUGACUCGCCACUUGAGCAAUACAUUGGAUGAAUCCAGUAUGCUUAGUUCGUCAACACGCCGUACAAGUGUCUCAAGUAACCAUAGUUUCGCCAAUCGUUUAUCUUCAUCAGGUGUUGUGGAAAUAGAACUUCAGCAAUGGAUCUCGGCUCUCUUGCACGCAGAAGAAGAAGCUGUUAGAGAUAAAGAAAAACAACCUAAUAUCUUCUUCUUUUUCUUAGACGAAGCAUACCAAACCGCAAAGAUUUACAAGUCUCUUAGUGACAAACUAUCUCGACUUUCAAAGAUCCUUCUCGACCUCGAAGUCGGAAAAAAGCAAGCUGUUGAUACCAAAGAUUAUGAUGAAGCAGAGAAAAUUAAAGCAGACAUCAAGGAAAUCAAACUAUCAGCAGAUGUGAUGCUCAAAACAGCCGAGAUCCAGAUAACUCGAGAUGGUCGGGUGGUUCCAAUAGGAGGUCAGGAAUAUUACGGUUACGAAGAAGACGAAGAGGACGAAGACUCGAUCCAUCAGGGCGACAUCUUACCUGCAUCAUACCAGUCCAUUGAAGAUGACGCUAUAUCAUCUCAACCAGAGGAUAUUGCUAACUACAGCCAUCACGAGGAGCGUAAUGCUCGUGAGGAUAGAUUGAUUGACGAAGCCAUCGAAAAAUGGACAAGCUUUGAUAUACUCUCACCCCCGAGUCAAUCUGAAGAUCAGUCACAACUAUACGAACAACAGCAACAGCGACGACAAGAAGUCGAUGAAGAUGAAGACGAAGACGACGAAGAAGAAGAUCAAUUACGACAACUCCAAAUACAGCAACAGCAGCAACAACAGUAUCAUCAUCAACUUCAACAUCAAAACCAAUACCAGCAUAUCUCAAGAAACGAAAACAUCUUGGAGGAUUCACCUAUCCAAGCUCCUCUCUGCACUUCCCCAUACCCUUCAUACCGCAACCGCCGCAUUUCCUCCUCGGUUCCAGAGGCCUCUCUUUCUUCCUCUGUUGCCGUCAAACACCUGGCUCGCCGUGAAUCAACCAUGAUGUCUAACAACAGCCUUAACAACAGCCUUAACAACAGCCUUAACAACAACAGCCACAGAAGUGCCAGAAACCCUUCGCUAGAACCGAUCGACCCGGACAGCAUUCCAGAAACCUUGAUUGAAGAAGAACGCCAGAGCUGCAAGGCUGCAAUCCAGGUGUUUGGUGAAGAGGUUGUGGCAUGUGUGCUGAGUGUCAAAGUAAAAUGCCGCGAACGAGGCCUGACCUGGGUGGCCAUGAAUAUCAAGAAAGCAUUCACCUUGGCCCAGGAAGAAAACCUGGAUAAGCUCAGAAAAGAUGUCUAUCAUGACAAAGGUUGUUCGUUCUCCGAUGACAGCGACGACGAAAAAGAAGAAGAGUACGACGAAUAUGCACGAGAGAGUGCAAGGUUUGUCAAGGCAUCGCUUAUCAUGAUACAAGAAGCCGUGAUGGAUUCUCGAGAGUCUAUUCUUAAUAUGGGUAUUGCUAUUUGGCAAGACCUUAAUGACUUUUGCUCAGAGGCAUUAGUCCCCCCUCGAAUGGUCUAUGGCUUGAUCGAACGUGCAUUCUCUGCUCUCUUGGUUCGUACUGGUGACAGUAACCCUCGGAUCCGCUUGCCGGCCACUCGCCUAGUCCUCACUCUGGCCGAAAAGUACUCCGAUCCACCAUAUUCGCUGCUCAGUCUGUUUAUCUGCAAACCUGAACGUAUCAUCCAUAACUACAGGGAAGCCAAGGCUCGGAUUGAGCUCGUCACAGCCGCGACUCAAGAACUCAAGAUCAUGUCAGAGGACCCUGACGAUAGCUAUAUUGCCAUUAUCCAGUUAAGCGACCUGAUGAAUCUAGUGGUCGCUUACAUGGGACACUCCAACGAAGAAGUGCGUGAAGCCGUCGUCGAGCUGAUUAUUCUUGCAUCGGACCAGGUUGGAUUCUCGUCUGUCAAGAGGUUCCUCAGCAAUGACUUGUUGCUGUCACUCGAAGAUAGUUUCAAACAGCUGUCAGAUCCGCAACGAGGAUCUGGUACCACCGCCGUAUCAGCUGCUAUUUUGUACAAAGAGAUAUUUGCUACCUCGGCGGCACUCCAAGCUGAGGAAGAAGAAGAAGAGGAGGCUGCUGCUGCUGCUUCUGCCGCUGCCAGUAGUAAACCUAUUUCUAAAAAUGCGGCUACGGUGGCUGAGUUGCGUGCACUUGCAGCUCAACCUAAUCCUCCGGCUACAAAGAAAACCAAAGCUCCUGAAGGACGUACUACACGUAGAGGAGCGGAUCUCACCAAACGAAGCGCUACAGUCGAAAAGAAGGAGCGUCCACGAGACGUUUCUGGUAGAAGUGCUACUGCUCUCGGCACCACCACCACUACAUCAACCAAAAAGAAUGGAAGUGGUCGUAACACAGCUCGUCCUGCUACAUCGCGUGCUACGGCUUCAUCAAAGUCUAAUAUCAGAUCUCAGGAGAAGCUUGAGCCUGAGAUUGUAGUAGAAAGCAGCGCUUGUAUAUUCUGUGAUGAAGUUGAUCCUGAAUUCAACGAAGAUACCCUCAUUUCUCAUUAUUAUAACUCCUGUCCUGUUUUGACCAACUGUCCAAUGUGCAGCAUCAUUCUUGAGGUAUCGACCUACAAUGAUCACAUUUUCUCUGACUGUGAGCAAAGACAUCUUGUCAAGCAAUGCGGUCGAUGCAGACAAGCAGUUCCUGUUGAACAGUGGCUCAACCAUACCCUCAAGCAGACAUGUAUUGUUUCAGGACCUGAUGAUGUUAGAUGUCCUUUGUGCCAAAUUAAAAUGGACCCCCCAACCGAAGCCAGCUGGAAGGCCCAUCUUUUGACCGGAAAUGGAUGUCCCAAGAGCUCGCGUGGCCGCGCUCCCAAGAGUGCCGCUGCUGCCUCUACUAAAAAAUCGUCGGCUCUUCAAGUGGAAUCCAAAAAAUCUACAGCCACCAAGCGUGACACGACAACUGGCGGUACUGGAGGAACAAAGCUUCCAAAGUCUUCAGAUGGAGGUCCUCACAUUUGCAUUACUACAAUCACAACGGAUACUUUCAAAGCAGUGACAUGA